CCCGACUGCAUCCGCAACCAUGCUGAUCACGAAGAAGAACCGCCUCGCGAUCCUCUCCUACCUCUUCAAGGAGGGCGUGAUCGUCGCCGAGAAGACGACCGGCCACACUGACCGCAAUGCCCUCAUGCUCCACCCGGACAUCAUGGGCGUCUCAACCUCAUUUUGCGAGGAUGGCGCCGUCAAGACGUCGCCGCAGCGCGUGCGCAACCUCGAGGUGAUCAAGCUGAUGCAGUCGCUCACCUCGAAGGAGCUCGUCACCGAGCGCUUCGCCUGGAAGCACUACUACUGGUUCCUCAAGGACGAGGGCAUCGAGUACCUGCGGGAGUACCUCCACAUCCCCGAGGACGUCGUCCCAAACACGCUCAAGAAGUCGACCAAGCCCGCGGCGCCGGAGCGCCCGGGUGGUGACCGCGAUGGCGAGCGCGGACCGCCGCGUGGCGACCGCGAUGGCUACCGCCGCGGCCCGCCCGGCGGCGAGGGGGGAUACCGCGGCUUUGGCCGUGGCGGCGGCGCCCCGCGCCCGCCUGCCUAGGCAGGCGCGUCCGCGUCCGAUUCGGGAGUCUUGGCGGAACAACCACCACCCGCUCGAGUGUUUGGUUCUCUCACUAGCCCGCUGCUGUACCGCCCAACGUGGGUGUAGGCCACCCCUUUCGAGGAGUGUGCUGUUCGCUCGUUGGUCGGGCGGGGCCGCGCUUGAGCGUGUUGGGUGGUGUGCGUUUUGUUUGCAGUCUCCCGCUUGAGCACUUGGAGCACUUGGAGUGCGGUCAUCGGUCGCACGCCCAGGGCUGGGGCGCUGAGAAGCGCGCACAGCC
Emiliania huxleyi CCMP1516 is the source of this 812-nucleotide messenger RNA. RefSeq lists its product as hypothetical. Gene Ontology annotation, molecular function: RNA binding; structural constituent of ribosome. NCBI's taxonomy places the organism in Eukaryota, Haptophyta, Isochrysidales, Noelaerhabdaceae. The transcript has 5 exons. The record is from RefSeq and is a predicted model, not a curated record. The coding region runs from base 20 to 532 and encodes 170 amino acids. Gene Ontology annotation, cellular component: cytosolic small ribosomal subunit.